AUGGAGGUAGAGCAAUGGCUUCACAUGGCCAACGGCGACGGAGAGAACAGCUACGCCACCAACUCCAGACUCCAAGAGAAGGCCAUGCUUGAGACCAGGCCAGUGCUCCAGGGCGCCGUGGUGGAGCUGUACAGGUCACUGCCGGCCAGGAGCACCAUGGUAGUCGCCGACCUCGGCUGCUCGUCAGGGCCGAACACGCUGCUGCUUGUGUCGUUGGUCAUCGGCACAAUCUCCGACCACAACCGGGAGGCAGAGCAGGAGCAGCGCCCUCCUGCUGCAGCCAUGGAGUUGCAGUUCUUCCUCAACGACCUGCCGGGGAACGACUUCAACCUCGUCUUCAGGCUGUUCCCAUGCCGGAGUGUCCACCUCUUCCACUCCUCCUACUCCCUCAUGUGGAGGUCCAAGGGCUCAUAUCAGUUCAGUUACCGUGGUCUUGGGAGUACAUGUGAGAAAAAGGUACCGGAUGAGCUCUCAGGAGGUGCUUACCUGAAUGAAGAGAGCAUAUACAUUGGCAAGAGUACUCCACCUGCUGUGAUAAAACUAUACAAAGAAGAGUACCAAAAGGACCUGUCAUUGUUCCUGACGCUGCGGUUCAAUGAACUUGUAUGUGGUGGGCAUAUGGUGCUAACAUUUCUAGGCAGAAAGAGCAAAGACAUGUUGUUACAUGGUGAAGCAAGCAGCAUGUGGGACUUGCUCGCCCAAGCUCUUCUCUCUCUAGUGCUGAAGGGCCUUGUGGAGAAGGAAAAGCUGGUCUCUUUCAACCUUCUUUUUUAUGCGCCAUCUGUGGACGAAGUGAAGACCGUGGUCGAGGAGAACAAUCUCUUCAAUGUGGAACACAUGAGUGUGUUUGAAUCAAGCUGGGAUCCACAAGAUGAUGACACACACGAUGAUGUCGUGUUGGGCUGCACCAGUAGUGGGUUGAAUGUUGCCAGGUGCAUAAGGGCGGUGGUGGAACCGCUGAUUAGGAAACACUUCGGCGAGGCCAUUCUUGAUGAUCUGUUUAUGGUUUAUGCCAGCAUGGUUUCAAAGCAUCUCAAGAAAGCGAAGGCCAAGUAUCCUAUAAUUAUCGUCUAUUUGAAGGCCAAGCACUAA
Triticum aestivum (bread wheat) is the source of this 1092-nucleotide messenger RNA. Its product is annotated as anthranilate O-methyltransferase 3-like. The coding region runs from base 1 to 1092 and encodes 363 amino acids. NCBI's taxonomy places the organism in Eukaryota, Viridiplantae, Streptophyta, Magnoliopsida, Poales, Poaceae. The record is from RefSeq and is a predicted model, not a curated record. Gene Ontology annotation, molecular function: methyltransferase activity. The transcript has 6 exons.